Emiliania huxleyi CCMP1516 is the source of this 1095-nucleotide messenger RNA. RefSeq lists its product as hypothetical. NCBI's taxonomy places the organism in Eukaryota, Haptophyta, Isochrysidales, Noelaerhabdaceae. The coding region runs from base 1 to 1095 and encodes 364 amino acids. The transcript is spliced from 3 exons. The record is from RefSeq and is a predicted model, not a curated record.
AUGGCGGACAAGCCCGCCACGCCCCAGCGCGAUGACAUGGCCGCCGUCGCACUCGACACCGUCUUACUCGACGAAGAGCCUACAGCAGAUCAGGUCCUUACUGCAGUCCUCGUGCUCAUGGACUUCGUGGCAUACGCCGGCGCCGCCGCUAUGCUCUGGAUCAACCGUGAAUUUCUGAUGCUGCACGGCACCAACGCUGUCACCCUCCCAAUCGCCACCGCCAUCUUUGUCGUCACCAUCAAUUUUGUCCGCGGCCUGCUCAUCGCCGCCCGCUUUCUCACAGCCUACGCAUGCAAAGGUUUGAACGACAACUCGCUUGAGACAGAGGAAGAUGUUGCCGCCAUCGCCGCUCAGCUAGCCGCCGCCGGCUUCGAUGAGAUCGAGCACUCCUCUGGCGUCGCCAUCCGUCGCCCUUCCGAGGAUUGCACCGAACCUUCGUGGCUCAUCGAGGCCGAGCGCAUCCUCUUCGAGACAUCCGCAUUCGCGUCAAAUCUUGAGGGUUCUGCCUUCGAGCGGGCCGAUGACGUCCCGGAUAUCGCCGCGGAUCACGUGUCCCUGCUCGGCUCCACAUCGCCGUCACCAUCUACCCCGCCCGACAAGAGGCGCGAGACGAGCGACGUCAACUGCACCGCCGAGCUCGUCACCAGUGGCGUCUGUGACAUCUCCGGGCCGCCACCUCGCGUCAGCACCGAGUGGUCUGUCCCGAGCCUACACGGAGUCCUCUGGAUUUUCACCGUCCUGCUCGUCGUCGCCACCAUCCCUUUCGCCGUCGCCGUUUCUGGACCGGUCCCUGCGAGCAUGCCGCUGCCCGACGCCAUCUCCAUCGACGUGCCGCUGCCCGACAUCAUCUCCAUCCACGGCGCCUGCCAUUUGGCGCUCACCGGCCCCUCUGCAUCAGCACGGCCUCCAGGAAGGCCGCCAGGAAACCAGCCGUCCAUCAACAACUUCAUCGCCGGCGCCGAGACACGGCGCAACUCAACUUCAAAUUCAACUUCAAAUUCAAAUCUCCCACCCUGCCCCAGCCCAAAACAAAGGCGUCGCGAUCUACGGUACAUCCCCGACGCCUUCAGCAUCGGUCCUGGGGGGGGCGUCUGA